Schizophyllum commune H4-8 is the source of this 561-nucleotide messenger RNA. RefSeq lists its product as uncharacterized. Lineage: Eukaryota; Fungi; Basidiomycota; Agaricomycetes; Agaricales; Schizophyllaceae. The coding region runs from base 1 to 561 and encodes 186 amino acids. The transcript has a single exon. The record is from RefSeq and is a predicted model, not a curated record.
AUGCAAACGCUUCUUGUGGAGGCGCCUGAGAACGGCGGGCCUUUGGAUAGCGUUUUCUCUAUCGUUACCCUUCCCAACCUGCGAUACCUCUCUCUGGACACCAUCUAUGCCCGACCUCGUGAUGACUGGCCUUUCCUCGAUUCCAGCGUUCUGCUCGACUUUUUGGGCCGUAUUCGAGAUGGUCGACUGGAGUCCCUUGAUUUGGAAGCCUACGGCAUGGACGAGUCCACGCUCGUUGCUUGCCUCUGCCUACCCCAAAUGUCGGCUGUCACUAGGCUCUAUGUGGGUUUACGCUCCUGCAAUAUCACUGAGCGGACGAUCUCGCUCCUCACGCCCGAUGGAAAGGGAACACCUUUGCUACCGCGCUUGAGGGUUAUGUGUCUCCGAUAUUGCAUGACCAAGCAAGAUGGUUGGGUGGCGAAGAUGUUGCGGAUGCGUGAUGCGUAUGGUACUGGCAUUGCUCAUGCCGAGGUACUGUUCGAACAUGACAGUGAUAACGAACACUGGCACUGGCAUGAACAGGAUGAGGAGGCUCUGAAGGCCCACAAAGAACCCACAUAA